AUGAGGUAUUCUCGAAAUGUUGUCAAUGAGGUACUGCGGCUGUCACCACCUGCUCCAGGAGCCUUUAAACAUGUUAUAAGUGACUUCACUUACGAAGGCUUUACCAUUCCUACCGGAUGGAAGGCACAUUGGAGCGUAUUUUCAACACACCAAAAUCCAAAAUAUUUCCCAGAUCCAAAGAAGUUUGACCCUGCGAGGUUUGAAGGAAGUGGACCUAUGCCAUUCAGCUUUGUACCAUUUGGUGGAGGUCCUCGUAUGUGCCCAGGGGCUGAGUUUGCGCGCCUAGUAAUACUAAGCUUCAUACACAACUUGGUCACAAGAUUCAAGUGGGAGAAAUUACUUCCAGAUGAGAAGGUCAAAUUUGAUCCGUCUCCAGUUCCAGUGAAUGGAUUACCAAUACGGCUUAUGCCUCACAAAUGUUAA
Molecule: messenger RNA, 423 nt
Organism: Ilex paraguariensis (yerba mate)
Lineage: Eukaryota; Viridiplantae; Streptophyta; Magnoliopsida; Aquifoliales; Aquifoliaceae
Source: the annotation of a GenBank genome assembly